Messenger RNA from Colletes gigas, 1101 nucleotides. RefSeq names its product transport and Golgi organization protein 11 (gene Tango11). The record is from RefSeq and is a predicted model, not a curated record. The transcript is spliced from 5 exons. Bases 120 to 794 code for a protein of 224 amino acids. NCBI's taxonomy places the organism in Eukaryota, Metazoa, Arthropoda, Insecta, Hymenoptera, Colletidae.
UUCGUUCUUGUUACAUAAAGAUUAAGCUGAAUAACUUUUCGUGUCGUCAUUAUAUUCGUGACUGUUAACUCUACUUCAAAAAAUAUUAAGCAUCUAUCAUUUGUUGUAUCAUUUACACAAUGUCAAGAGCACACACGGUUUUUAAUGGAACAGCUGACAACUUUUAUGACCCAAAUAUUAGUUGGGACAUUAACAAAAAGAUGCAUGUGCCAGAAAGUAUUCGUGUAUGCGAUGACUGCACAGAGGGAGAAGUAAUUGGUACAAAUGGAUCAGAAUGGAAUCAAGUUGCAGCAGAAAAAUUUGAUAUGCAUGUUCCAGAUAGGAUUUUAGUUGUUGGACAAGGUCAACAUAUUGGAACAAGAGCACCACCUAGAGAAAUUACAUUGGAAAAUGCUAUCUUGCCAUCUGACCCAGACACAGUUAGAUUGCAAACUCCUCCACGAAUUUUGACACUGGAUAAUCACUAUUUUCCGGCAGUCGAUGAAGACGAACCAAAUACUUGUCCGACGGAAUUUAAGGAUCCGGUACCUUUUAGAGCUCAUAACCAAUAUUCCACGGAAACACAAAUAGUUAGACACGCUAGAGAACAAACGCCAUCAUUUAAUACGCUCGAUGUUUCUCAUCAAUCUAGCGAAGAAAUACAGCAUUUACGUCGGCAAGUAGGGAAAUUAAAUCGUCGAGUAAUGGCUAUUGAGUUGGAUAUGUUACAACGUCAACAAAAAAACAAAAUUAUAUAUGCAGUAACAUUAACAUACUUCAUUCUAAAAGCUUUGUCUUGGUUAACAAGAAAUUGAAUUUGUGUCAAAUAAAUAUGAUAGGUGAACAUCUUGUGUAAAAAAUGGUUCUGCUAAACCAUAUAAAUGCAGGAUGCUCUGUAAGAGUCUUACUCCAAGAGAAAAUUUUGAAUCAAAGACUCUACCGUGGAUGCAUGAAUUUAUGAUGAUGUUCAAAAUGAAUGUAUCAUAUAUGUUCAAGAUCAAAUUAUUAAUGCUAUUUAUGUAAAAGUAUUGUAAUCAAAUUUUCAAAUACUUAACUUUACAAAGCACAACAUUUAUUAUUUUUUUGUCUGGUGACAUGAUAAAUUAGGAUAUUUAUCUUUUU